AUGACUACAAUAUCUGUAUAUGUGCCGGAGGCCUCUCUGCUCUGUUCCUUGUCCAGCUUCACAUUAAGGCCGCGGAACUCCUGUCCGACCAGCAUGCGUAUCACGUACAUUCCAGAUAGGUUCAUUAGCUCCGAUGAAUGGCUGUAUGGCAAUCCAGUUGACUCCAUGGGCAACAAACUCCUGAUGGACCUGCCGGUGAACUACAGACCCCCAUCCCAGCUCGGAAUAGCCAUCCCAGUUUCUGAUAACAUUUACAAUGCUGACCCAAGCAAGCCACGGCCUAGACAAUAUUACCAGAUCUCUAAGAAUACUGGAACAUACAAGCAAUGUGCUGGAAAAUCGUCUCAAGCAGAAUGUGGCUGUACAGAGGAGAUGAGGCUUUCACUGUUAGCUGCACAUUCGGAUUGCAGGAAAAGGGUUUUAAGGUUUUUGUAUCCCGUCAACAAUUUUAACAUCACCUUGUUUCUAACAAGACCUGGGCAUGACAACCAGCUCCUGAAGGCUCCUCAGUUUGUCACUGUAACUGAAGUUAACAACAGAACUAACUGGCGAAUCACAGGACUAAACAGCAAGGUGUAA
Acipenser ruthenus (sterlet) is the source of this 579-nucleotide messenger RNA. RefSeq names its product cation channel sperm-associated auxiliary subunit beta-like. The transcript is spliced from 5 exons. The record is from RefSeq and is a predicted model, not a curated record. Lineage: Eukaryota; Metazoa; Chordata; Actinopteri; Acipenseriformes; Acipenseridae. The coding region runs from base 1 to 579 and encodes 192 amino acids. Gene Ontology annotation, cellular component: cilium; CatSper complex.